Letharia columbiana is the source of this 612-nucleotide messenger RNA. RefSeq lists its product as uncharacterized. Lineage: Eukaryota; Fungi; Ascomycota; Lecanoromycetes; Lecanorales; Parmeliaceae. The record is from RefSeq and is a predicted model, not a curated record. Bases 1 to 612 code for a protein of 203 amino acids. The transcript is spliced from 3 exons.
AUGGGCGCCUGGGGAUAUGGCCUCUUCCAGUCGGACAACGAGCUCAACACCAUAGAAGAGAUCAACGAAGAAGCGGGCAAGCUUGCCAAUGAUCCCGCGUUCAACUUUGAAUUUCCUGAAAAUCAUGACGAGGUCGUCGCCAAGCUCAACGCUGGCCUUUUCCAUCAGCUUCUUGCGAAGUUCCUAGCCAAGAAUUGGAAGCACGGCAUCAUCUACCUCGGCGCCCUAUCCAUGCAGCUCGGCGUCAAGAUCGGCGACGAAGACAUGCGGGUCCUCCGGGAUACCCUGCCUCGCACCAAGAUAUACGACGAGGCGAGGGCGCAGAUGCAGAAAGGGCUCGAUGGCUACAAGAACGACGGCGAGGCUUGGGACUUUGAGAGUCUGGGGUUGGAGGACACCAUCCAGGCCCGGGGGGAAAAUAUGUUCCCUAGUUCGCAUGGUGCUAUGGGGAUGAAUGUCUUGCAGGAUCCUGAUAAGGUGCCGACGCCGAUGCCGAAGGAUGGGGAUGUGGAGGUCGAUGAGGAGGAGGAGGGGAGGAAGAAGGAGAUGGGGCCUACGGGGAAGGAUGCUUUGGGCAAUAAGGCGAGAUUGAAGGCUUGGUUGUCUUCUUAG